AUGAAUGUAAUAAAGUCUGAGUCUGAUUUCGAAUCUGUGUAUAAUCCAGAUGAUACAAUGCAAAGUGAGGAAAUGUCCUUCUUUAAUAAUUUCAAAUACGAAGGAGACGAUUAUUAAAAUAACAGCUGUGAUGAAAUUCUGAAUCAAGUCAUUUUAUCAAGUUAGAAAUAAAAGAAUACAAUAUAGGUCUUUAACAGUAUAAGAAAUAGCGAUAAAGAAUGCUCUAGGACUAUCGAAGAUUCAACUUAGUUAGAUAAUAUUUUGAAUGAGAUAAGCGAUAACGAUAGCGAUGAAGCAAAAAAAUAUGAUAGAAAUUCUAUACUAAACGAAACAUUUAAUGAAGAUACUUAGUUAGACUCGAAAAAAUACAAUGUAAUUUUUUUAGAGGCAAUAAAGUAGAAUAAAAAGGAAAAAAUACAUAAAAUGAUGAAUCCAAAUUUUCAUAAAGGGCUUUUGGAUGUUACAUUUAAGAAUGAAGAAGGAAUGAAUUGUAUGCUAAUGUGCUGCAUGGUUGAUAAUAUAGAUUUGUUAAAAAAGUUAGUUAAUGAUUACAAUAGCAAUCCGUCAGUCAUAAAUUCAUUAAAUAAAAGAGUUGGUUUGCACUAUGCUUGCAUGCACAACAACCCUGAAAUAUUAACUUUUUUAUUAUCUAAAAAUACAAGUUUAAAAAAUUUUUAAGAUUUAAAUGAAUGCACUCCUCUUUAUUAUGCAGCUUUGAACAACAGUGAAAAAUGUGUUGAAAUAUUAUUAAACUAUGAUGCAAAUAUUCAUCUUCCUAAUAAUUAAAAACUCACUCCAUAUGAAGUCACUACUAAUUAUCAUAUUUAAAAGCUUCUAGAAAAGAAGAUGGUUUAAUAAAAUCAAAUGGCAUAAAAUACUUCUUCAUACAAUAGAACUUAAAUUCAAUGCUCAAAUAGGCUAGCAAAGAAUUCUCGUAAAGAUAGAGUAAAUUAGUUAAUGCAAAAAUGUAAAGACAAUUACUAUUAUUUAAAAGACUUAAAUAGACAUAUAUAGAGUGAAUAGCAUUAAAAUUAAACUUAAAUAUAAUAACCUUAAACCUUUAAGAAGCCUGUUUUAAUUGAUGGGGCAUUUUAUGGAUAAGAAUAGCUACAAAGAUUUUAAAUUACAAGAAAAAAAUUUAGCAGAUUCAUCUAAAGCGUUAAAAAAUCAAUAGAAACUUAAAAGGAAUACAAUGAAAAAUGCAAAGCUUACUAAGAAAGGAUGUAGAAAUUGAACGAUCCUAUUAAAUUGAGACGUAAGGUAACAAUAGAUGAUUUCACCUUUUAUAGGUAAAUAGGGGAAGGGUCGUUUGGAGAAGUUUACUUAGUAAAAAUAAAUGAAAAUGCAGUUAAAUAAACAAGCAGUAAAUCAAGCAGUAGUGGUAGUAGUGAAUCAAGUGUAAUUGAAAAAAUUAAAAAUGACUUAAAUAACAGAGCUAAAUAGAUGGAAAAUAAAGAAAAUUCAAAUUAAUAAAUAUUAUCUAUUGCUGAUGGUAGAUAGACUGAUAUAAUGAUCAGGGAUGAGAACAAGGAAGAAGCAGAAGAUAAUAAAAUAGAUCAAAAUGCUGCUCACAUUAAGAGAUUAUAAUUUUUAUUAAAUAAAAAUAACGAUGAAUUGGAUGAUCCUUCAUAAAAGUUUUAUGCAUUAAAAAUUAUUAGAAAAGAAGCCUUAAAGAAAAAGAAAUUAGCUUAGUAUAUAGAGUUCGAAAAAUCUGUUAUGCAAGAAAUAAAGCAUCCUUUUGUUGCUAAGCUUCACUUAACCUUCCAAAAUGAUACACAUUUAUUUUUGUUGAUGGAUUUUUAUCAAGGUGGAGAUUUAGGAAGAAUUUUGGAAAAGGACAUAGAAGUAGAUGAGUUUUAAGUUAAGGUAUGGGCAGCUUAAAUAGUACUUGCACUUGAAGAACUUCAUAAGAAUGAUAUUAUUUAUAGAGAUUUAAAACCAGAAAAUGUUGUUUUAGAUGCAAAAGGUAAUCUUCAUCUCAUAGAUUUUGGUCUUGCAAAGAAGGGUGUUAAUGCCAUUACUUCAAGCUUUUGUGGUACUCCAAUAUAUCUUCCACCUGAAAUUGUAGGACGUAGUGGCCAUAAUAAAAUGGUUGAUUGGUAUAGUUUAGGAGUUAUAAUAUACGAACUUUUAAUUGGAAGACCUCCUUAUUUUUCAAGUGAUUGCAAGUAGUUAUUUAAUGAUAUAUAAACAUAACCACUUAGACUACCUAAAUCUCUUCCAGAAGAGAGUAAGAGUAUUCUUAUUUAGCUUCUUAAAAAGAAUUACAAAACAAGACUAGGAUAUGAGAAAGAUGCUGAAGAGGUCAAAUAGCAUCCUUGGUUUGCAGAGAUAGACUGGGAAAGAGUUAAACAAAAGAGAUAUUAAUGUAUGUAGCCAAAGCUAUUAAAUAUUCCUACAAAUCCUAUGGAAUUCAAAUUAAAAUAAAGUGAAAAGAAUUGCCAUAUAGAAUUGUAGCAUAAGUGGUCAUAUUACAAUAUUGAUGAGACUCCAACACCUAAAUAAUAAGCAUAGGAUAUUCAAGUACUAUGA
This is a messenger RNA of Tetrahymena thermophila SB210, 2532 nucleotides long. Its product is annotated as Serine/Threonine kinase domain protein. Gene Ontology annotation, molecular function: protein serine/threonine kinase activity; protein binding; ATP binding. Lineage: Eukaryota; Ciliophora; Oligohymenophorea; Hymenostomatida; Tetrahymenidae. The transcript is spliced from 7 exons. The record is from RefSeq and is a predicted model, not a curated record. Gene Ontology annotation, biological process: protein phosphorylation.